Molecule: messenger RNA, 432 nt
Organism: Neohortaea acidophila
Lineage: Eukaryota; Fungi; Ascomycota; Dothideomycetes; Mycosphaerellales; Teratosphaeriaceae
Exons: 1
Coding region: 42-311 (89 amino acids)
Source: RefSeq, a predicted model, not a curated record
CUCAAGGACCGCCUGACGGGCUCUUUCAAUUCAUUGAUCGCAUGCUUUCGUGCUGCCGCGCCCGCCUACUUAAUGUGUUCUUGCUCCCCUCUUCCUCUUCCGACCUAUUCUUAUCACUCACGCCCAGCACAAUCUCAGCCGCAGCUGGUAUAACCAUCGAACCUCCAAUUAUAUCAACCCAUCAACCACAGCUAUACAAUCGUCCUUCAUCACGACCAUUCACCGCCAAUCACCGCUGGCGCGGAACUCUUUUUCAUCCACGACACUUCCGUGCACGUGUUCAUUCACUCCCGUUUGCGGACGGCACGUGAUUGACGCCCGCGCGUUGCUGCCUGCGACUGGUGUCACCGCACGUGAGCCCCCGCCACUUGUUUAUACCUUUACUUUCCUCCUUUCCCCCUCCUUAAGAUCUUCAUCCUCCUUCACACACGC